This is a messenger RNA of Oppia nitens, 1215 nucleotides long. RefSeq lists its product as uncharacterized. Gene Ontology annotation, molecular function: serine-type endopeptidase activity. NCBI's taxonomy places the organism in Eukaryota, Metazoa, Arthropoda, Arachnida, Sarcoptiformes, Oppiidae. The coding region runs from base 34 to 1215 and encodes 393 amino acids. Gene Ontology annotation, biological process: proteolysis. The record is from RefSeq and is a predicted model, not a curated record. The transcript is spliced from 3 exons.
AUUAAUUGAUUUCAAAUACAUAAUACAUAAAACAUGUACAGGUAUUGUAAUAGACAUGGAUUGACAGUUAUAACUGCGACAGCUAUUGUUGUUGGCUGUCAUCAGUGGUCGAAAAACUGUUAUCAUAAGCACCGGGAUAUUGUUGACACACAAUGUCCAAGUGAAUUGUCGGCACUGGAUGAACAACAACACGGGCAGACAGUUGGCUAUCAGUUGAUGAAAAUGGCUUACAUGACUAACCGAAAGUACAACAUUGAUUUCAUAUACAAUUGGAUGGACACGAAAUUUGUUAGAGUCCGGUCACCAUCGAGCUAUAAGAAAAUAGUAUUGGGAAGCAUUGGCACCGGUAUUAUCGUAAACUUUCACAAUACACCCUUAAUUGUGACCAACGAACACGUAACCGAUGGCCAUCAUAUUGUAUAUGUAAAAUGUAAUCACGAAUUGGUGAACGAAACGCGAGUCGGUUUAGUUGUUUACAGGAAUCCCGAACUGGAUUUAGCGCUCAUAUAUGUGUCGAGUCUGAGAAUUGGUCCGAUGGUUGGCGGCUGUACUAUGGAAUCGGUUACCGAACUCGAGUUUGGCGAUGAAGUCAUAUCUUUGGGUUUCGGCCAAAACGAUCCCAAUGUUAUUAACAUGGGUUACGGACAUGUGGUUUGUACGGACAGUCUAACACCGCCGCCCGAUCCCGAUCCCGUUGAUGUGAAUCGCAAUAGUAGAUACGUGAAACAUACGGCCGGCCAGUAUCCCGGGUUUUCCGGUGGCCCUACCGUUAAUUUGUCCGGCAAAUUGGUGGCCGUUAACAGUGUUGGCAAUUUGACUAAUGAUUUUAAAUAUUCAAUACAUGCCAGCAAUUUGAUUGAAAAUUUUGUUGGCAAUGGUCCUGAAUUUCAUACACAACAGAUUGCCAGACGGGAAAGGGAGCACUCGUUGAGAUUAGGACUAACCCUACAAUGGUGUCCAUACUAUGGUCUAAAUGGUGUUAUGGUUUACGAAAAGUUUUGCCUAACACAGGGAAACCAAAAUUUGAACAGACUUGACAUUAUAGUGGAAAUCAAUGGACAACAAAUCAGAUCAUUGGAUCACUUUAUGUAUGAGAUAAGCCGUUUUCCUGACAACAACAACAUACCGGUGCUUAUUCAUAAUGAUAGACAUUAUUCGGGCAUACAUUAUCCAGAUAUUAUUAGAGCCCAACAAUUGAACUUAAAGUGGAUUUGA